AUGGCCCUAGCCGCAGGCUUCGCCUCUGUCGCCAUCGGCAUCUACUUUGCGCCCAAGGUCUCAUUUGACUCGACCACGACUGUCAUGGGCAACUUCAAGCCAUCCAUCGAAACGCUGCCCCGCAAGCCGGAACCAGAGUUUCUCGACACGAGAGAUGCUUCACUCCCACGAUAUCGAUUGUCCGAGGUCAAGGAACAUGACGGUAAUUCGGAGCGGCCCUGGGUAAUUCAUGGCGACAAAGUCUACGACAUUACAGAAUGGGUUUCGGCCCACCCUGGUGGCUCUGUCAUCUUGAGGGCAGCUGGCGGCUCUAUUGAACCGUACUGGAAUAUUUUUGCCAUUCACAAGAACCAAUACGUAUACGACAUUCUGCAGCAAUACUUGAUUGGUUUCGUGCACCCGGCCGACCUAAAAGACGGAAAACCGCCCCAAGACGCUAUCGAAGACCCCUUUGCCGACGAUCCCAUUCGCCAUCCCGACCUCAUUACAAAGACUGCCAAACCGCGCAAUGCUGAAACGCCAGACGAGGCCAUGAGCGCACAGUUUCUGACCCCAAACGAACUCUUCUAUGUCCGCAACCACAUGUGGGUGCCCCGUAUCGCAGAAGACGAGGCGGACAACCAUCUGCUAUCCAUCGAGUUGCUCGACGGCAGCGUCAAGGAAUAUACGCUAUCCGAUCUCAAAUCAAAAUUUCCCAAGCACCAAGUUACGGCAGUUUUACAAUGCUCUGGUAAUCGCCGGAAACACAUGUCGGAUGGGUCCGGGCGUGCGACAAAUGGUCUUCAAUGGACAGCCGGGGCCAUUUCAAACGCAAGCUGGGAGGGCGUUCUUCUCGCCGACGUGCUCCGCGACGCCGGGUUCGAGAAUGAUCAGGGCAUGAGCGGAACCAGCGAAGUGAAGCACGUCCAGUUCAACGGCAUGGAAGCCUACGGCGCGUCGAUUCCCAUUCGCAAAGCUGUCGAUCCCCAGGGCGACGUUCUUCUAGCCUACGGCAUGAACGGCAAACCGCUGCCGCGCGAUCACGGCUAUCCAUUGCGUGCCAUUGUGCCCGGCCACGUCGCCGCGCGAUCCGUCAAGUGGCUCAAUCAGAUCACGCUAAGCGAGGACGAGAGCACGAGCCAAUGGCAGCGUAAAGACUACAAGUGCUUCGGCCCCAACCAGACCGAGGUCGACUGGGACAAAGCGCCAGCCAUUCAGGAACUGCCAGUGCAGAGCGCCAUUACCGCGCUCAAACUCGGCGACUGGGUCAAGGAGCCUGCCGAUGCCGCCGACGCCAGCCAGGACGAGCCCGCCGCAGCUACCGCCGACGCGCGGAAGCUGACAGUCAGCGGCUACGCCUAUUCCGGAGGCGGUCGCUCCAUCAUCCGCGUCGACGUCUCCGUCGAUGCUGGCCGCAACUGGACUCAAGCUUACCUCCUCCCCGACUGCGACCCCAAGCCCGACGCGCCGUCUCUCUGCCAUGGCCACGCCGCGUGGGCCUGGAAGCGCUGGAUGUACAAGGGCGUCAUCCCCGCCAGCGUCUUCCAAAAUGGCGAGCCCGAGACCGUCCCCGACGACACCGCCGUGUCCAACAGGAGCCCCGCGGACACUGCUGCUGCCGAUUCCUCCGCAGCGCCGACCAAGGAAACCGGCCGCCGCUGCACCACGAUCCUCGUCAAGGCCACCGACGAGGUGUACAACUGCCAGCCAGAGAGCCACGCCGCAACGUGGAAUUUCCGCGGCAACCUGGCCAAUGCCUGGCAUCGCGUGCAAGUGUGCAGUGAGUGUGCGCCUGGUCAGAAGAAGGAGUAG
Messenger RNA from Beauveria bassiana ARSEF 2860, 1791 nucleotides. RefSeq names its product oxidoreductase molybdopterin binding domain-containing protein. The coding region runs from base 1 to 1791 and encodes 596 amino acids. The transcript has a single exon. The record is from RefSeq and is a predicted model, not a curated record. Gene Ontology annotation, cellular component: mitochondrion. Lineage: Eukaryota; Fungi; Ascomycota; Sordariomycetes; Hypocreales; Cordycipitaceae. Gene Ontology annotation, molecular function: molybdenum ion binding; oxidoreductase activity.